Messenger RNA from Papaver somniferum (opium poppy), 4324 nucleotides. RefSeq names its product trafficking protein particle complex II-specific subunit 130 homolog. Gene Ontology annotation, cellular component: TRAPPII protein complex. NCBI's taxonomy places the organism in Eukaryota, Viridiplantae, Streptophyta, Magnoliopsida, Ranunculales, Papaveraceae. The record is from RefSeq and is a predicted model, not a curated record. The coding region runs from base 291 to 4067 and encodes 1258 amino acids. The transcript is spliced from 21 exons. Gene Ontology annotation, biological process: early endosome to Golgi transport; intra-Golgi vesicle-mediated transport.
ACACAAACCUGUUUCGAUUGCCAAUUGAUGCAUCCCAUGGGCCCGUAGAGGGCACGGCCGAGGUACUACCAUACUAGUGCAAUUCUAGUGCGGAAGAGUUUCCCACUGAAAUUGUCUCCAGGACAGCAAAUAAUUCUCCCCGCUCCUCCUCUCUUCUCCUUCAUAGAUUGAACUGCAACUACUUCGAUUUUCAGUUUCAGUACACUAAUGAACUCUCUCAGUCCUCUUCCCAAACAGAAAAACCCCUAAAAAUGUGUUUAAAAUUCUAGAUCUUUAGCACAUGAUCGAUCAUGGCGAAUUACUUAGCUCAAUUUCAAACAAUCAAGAGUGUUUCUGAUCACUUGGUUAUUUCAGUUGAAGAUGUGAGCGAUUUGUGGAACGUGGUUAAAAAGGAAUUUGAAGAGCGUUUGCCAUUUAAAAGAGCUUGUUUAAACAACAAGGCUCGUAACCCCGUGUAUGUGGAAAAACUACCUGCUGAGUUCAUUUUAACAACUGAUGCAAGACUCAGAAGCCGAUUUCCUCAAGAGCAGUCAAUAUUUUGGUUUCGGGAGCCAUAUGCAACUGUGGUCCUAGUUAGUUGCGAGGAUUUUGAUGAAUUCAAGAACAUUCUAAAACCACGUCUAAAGUUGAUUGUGCAAAAUGAUGAAAGGGAGUGGUUUAUCGUAUUUGUGUCGAAAGCUCACCCCAGCAAUGACUCGGCUACUAAGUUGGCAAAAAAGAUAUAUUCGAAGCUUGAGGUGGAUUUUAGCUCGAAAAAGAGAGAAAGGUGCUGCAAACUAGAUUUGCAUGGGACAGAACCAAAUUUUUGGGAGGAUUUGGACUCUAAGAUCAUGGAGUCUAUAAGAAAUACACUGGAUAGACGUGUUCAGUUCUAUGAAGAGGAAAUUCGCAGGCAAAGUGAACAGCGCUUCAUGCCAAGUUGGAAUUUUUGUAACUUCUUCAUUUUGAAGGAAAGCUUGGCUUUUAUGUUUCAGAUGGCUCAUUUGCAUGAGGAUUCGUUACGCGAGUAUGACGAAUUGGAACUUUGCUAUUUGGAAACAGUUAAUACUUCAGCCUUGAGAAAGAGGGAUUUUGGAGGAAUGGACCAAGGAGAUGAUCAGGCAGCACUCCUAAAACCCGAAUAUAAGCCACUAUCGCAGAUCGUCCAAGAUGAUUCAUUUAGAGAAUUUGAAUUUCGGCAGUAUCUGUUUGCCUGUCAAUCCAUGUUGUUGUUCAAGCUAAAUCGUCCGGUUGAGGUUGCUUCAAGAGGUCAUUCUUUCAUAAUCAGCUUCUCGAAGGCCUUGGCAUCACAAGAACAUCUCUUACCCUUCUGUUUGCGUGAAGUAUGGGUAAUAACCGCAUGCUUAGCUUUAAUUGAUGCAACCAGUUCCCAUUAUAAGGAUAAGGAUAGGCUUGUGGCGCCUGAUGUUGAGAAGGAGUUCCACCGCCUUCAGGGUGAUCUUUAUUCACUAAGUAGGGUUAAGUUCAUGAGGCUUGCAUAUUUAAUUGGAUAUGGACCAGAAAUAGAAAGGAGUCCUGUUAACAGUGCUGCAUUAAGCAUGCUACCUUGGCCCAAGCCAACAGUGUGGCCUUCACUUCCGACUGACGCUUCAGCAGAAGUGCUUACAAAAGAAAAAAUGAUUCUUCAAACAAACCCCAGAUCCAAGCACUUUGGUAUACAGAGGAAACCAUUGCCUCUGGAACCUUCUGUGCUUCUACGAGAGGCUAAUAGGCGAAGGGCUUCUCUUUCUGGGGGAAAUAUGUUUGAAAUGUUCGAUAGUCGCCCAAGUUUCAUUGAUGGCUCAGGAGUGGAUGCAGCUCUGGGGAUGCCAGUAUCAAAUAAGGUUAAUGCGGGUAUGCCCAGAACCAACUCUAUCCCAGGAAAUUUUGAGAGCUUAGUUGAUCGGCCUAUGCGAAUAUCAGAAAUUCAUGUCGCUGCAGAGCAUGCCCUGCAGCGUACAAUUUCUGAUCCUGAUUUGUGGAAGUUCUUAUCAUCUGUAAACGACUUUGAGCAAAAAUAUCUCGAGCUAACAAAAGGUGCAGCUGAUAAUUAUCACCAUUCUUGGUGGAAAAGACAUGGUGUUGUCCUAGACGGCGAGAUUGCUGCUGUUUACUAUAAACAUGGAAAUUUUGACCUAGCAGCUAAGUCAUAUGAGAAGGUUUGUGCUCUUUAUGCUGGUGAAGGAUGGCAGGACUUGCUGGCUGAAGUUCUUCCCAAUUUGGCCGAGUGUCAAAAGAUACUGAAUGAUGAAGCUGGUUAUCUAUCUUCUUGUGUAAGGCUGCUGUCACUGGAUAGUGGCUUAUUUUUAACUAAAGAACGCCAAUCAUUUCAGUCAGAGGUUGUUCGGAUUGCCCAUAGUGAAAUGAAGCAUCCUGUUCCUUUGGACGUGUCAUCAUUAGUAACAUUUUCUGGGAAUCCUGGCCCACCACUCGAGUUGUGUGAUGGGGAUCCUGGUACCCUAACUGUAACAGUCUGGAGUGGAUUUCCUGAUGAUAUAACACUUGAUGCACUCAGUCUGUCUCUGAUGGCUGCAUAUAAUGCUGAUGAAGGUGCAAAGCCCAUAAUAAGUUCCAAACCGACCAUAUUGAAGCCCGGCAGGAACUCCAUUACUCUUGCCAUACCCCCACAAAAACCAGGAUCAUACAUCUUGGGUGUUCUCACUGGGCAGAUUGGGCACCUAAGGUUUCGAUCGCACAGCUUCUCUAAAGGCGGACCUGCAGACAGUGAUGAUUUUAUGAGCUACGAGAAGCCAGCACGGCCAAUCUUAAAGGUCUUCAAGCCAAGACCUCUAGUUGAUCUUACUGCUGCCAUAUCGUCUGCUUUGCUGAUGAAUGAACCACAAUGGAUUGGAUUAAUAGUAACGCCUAUUAACUACUCCCUUCGAGGUGCUUCCUUGCAUAUUGAUACUGGUCCUGGCCUGAAAAUUGAGGAUUCACAUGCUAUUGAGAUGGAGAAUCACAGUAAGGUACUACAGAACACUGCUCGGACAGGGAACUCUGACGAUUCUAAAAAUGAAAGUUCUUCUGUUUCUGAAGAAUUUGCGCAGCUGAUGAUUAAAGAUGGUAAAAUAGAGUUGCCAGAUUGGUCAAGCAAUUCCGCCUCUGUUUUGUGGUUUCCUGUACGUGCGACUGACAGUAGGUCGGCAGAUGGAAUUUCAUCAGUUGCUGCUCAGAGACAAAGUAUAGUUGAUGGCAUGAGAACAAUAGCGUUGAAACUUGAAUUUGGAAUUUCUCGUAACCAGACAUUUGAAAGGACUCUCGCUUUGCAUUUCACUGAUCCUUUCCAUGUGAGUACACGUGUAGCAGACAAGUGCAAUAGUGGUACUUUACUUUUGCAGGUCACUCUACAUUCCCAAGUGAAGGCCACAUUGACCAUAUAUGAUGCGUGGCUGGAUCUGCAAGAUGGAUUUGCUCAUACAGGGGAGGGUGAUGGCAGGCCAACUUCAAGCUUCUUCCCACUUGUCAUUUCCCCAUCAUCUAGAGCAGGAAUCCUGUUUGGGAUCUGCUUAGGGAAUGCAACAAAUGGAGAUGAAACUGCAAGGAUAAAUUCUGAUAGUAUAUUAAAUAUCAGAUAUGGAAUCUUAGGUGAUAGAACAGUUGGAGCACAUAAUCCUGUAGCCACUGAAUCUGAAGGUGAUAAAAAAGAUUUGCUCUUCAGGAGUGCACUCGUUCUGCAAAGGCCUGUGCUUGAUCCAUGCCUGGCAGUUGGAUUUCUUCCCCUCCCCUCAGGUAGUCUGAGAGUUGGUCAGCUUGUUAGCAUGAGAUGGAGAAUUGAAAGGUUAAAGGAAUUUGACGAAAACACAAUUUCCCCUGACAAUCAAGAUGAAGUAUUAUAUCAAGUGAACACAAAUCCCACAAACUGGAUGAUAGCUGGAAGGAAGCGUGGCCAUGUUUCACUAUCUACGAAGCAAGGUUCGAGGAUCGUUAUAUCAAUUACAUGUGUACCUUUGGUGUCUGGAUAUAUUCGUCCUCCUCAACUGAGUCUGCCGAAUCUAGAUGAUGCUAAUAUAAGCUGCAAUCCUGCUGGCCCACACCUGGUCUGCAUUUUACCUCCAGCUCUCAGUUCCUCAUUUUGUAUCCCAGCAUAAAUUAAGUGAGCUUUAUCCUUGUCGGCAUCAGUAGUUAUUCUUUCCUCCUACCACAAAUAUCCACCUUAGAAACCUGUAAAGUUACAGUUUUGGUAAUUCUCUGGUUAUCACAUACUUUUUUAUAUAUUUUUUUUAUUCUUUCCUUGUUUUCGUCUUUCUUUACUUCUUUUGUAAUUCAAACAUUCGAUUUUGCGUGAUGUGUAACUGAAUAUUUGAUUUGUUGACAAAACAUCAAUUCUGGCGAUUCUUAUAAUUGA